GAAACACUACGGAGUAUGAAACACUUUGUGGAGAAAAUAGAUGACCUGGCAAAAAAGAAUCAAAUCGACUCUGCUCUGGCCCUUCUUAUUACCAAAGCUUGGUCAGCUGCCAAGGAGUCGGACAUGACAAAAACUGAGGCAAAAGACAUUAUGUACCAUUUAUACAAAACAGCAAUAGGAAGUAUGCAAAGGCUUAUGCCAAAAGAGAUUAGAAUACUGAAGUACUUGCUCACAAUUGAAGAUCCAGAGCAACGCAUCUCUGCUUUGAAAGAUGCUUUCACGCCUGGGGAGGAGCUUGAAGGAAAGGACGUUGAUUUGCUAUAUACGUUCAUCCCAAGGCAGACUAUAUAAUCAAAGGAGCAAAAGAGAUAUGGCAGAGCUUGACCGAGAAAAUAUAAAGAGAGAUAUCCGAGAGAAAUACCAAGUCCAAGGCACCUGAAACUGCAACUGGAGUUCUAGAUAGAGUUCUUCUUUUCCCUUUUAUAUUGUAAUCGGGGUUUUGAGGAUUAGCUACGUGUAGCUUCCUCAGGUUGGGUAAAGUGUGUGGUGAGAGCUUUGUUGUAAAGUUGAGAUCGAGGCUCUCUACCCGAAAGGUAGAGUUGCAUAACUCCUCCUAGAGAGGAUAGAGUUGGGGUGGCUCAAGGGUAGACUAGUAGAGUUACUCUUGUAGUCAUUCAAAGACUUUUUAGUGAAGUAGUUUAAAAUUCCUCCAAGGGAGGUCGAGGUUUUUUAAUCCCUGUGAGUCAAGGGAUUUUUCCUCGUUAAAUCCUUGUGCACUUUACUAUUUCGCAUUUCCCCUUAUCCAACACUAGAACUUGGCGAAAAACUGUCACGGUUUCACAGACACACACAAUUUACCCCCCCCCCCCCCCUUCCUCUUGUGUUACUAACCG
Molecule: messenger RNA, 893 nt
Organism: Cuscuta epithymum
Lineage: Eukaryota; Viridiplantae; Streptophyta; Magnoliopsida; Solanales; Convolvulaceae
Source: the annotation of a GenBank genome assembly